AUGGGCGCUUCUAUAAUCGAGAUCCAGCGCGACAUCAUUUUAAGCACGAUCCGCCAAACUGUCGGCCACGAAUGGAAAGUCCUGGUAGUCGAUGAACAGAGCCGGAAAUUGAUCAAUGCCGCUGUCAAAGAGGAAGAGAUCCUCAACCUGAACGUCUCCAAUGUCGAGCAAAUUGAGCACCGACGACCGAACAACCCGGACAUGGACGCCCUUUACAUACUGUCCCCGGAAUCAUGGAUCGUGGAUUGUCUCAUGGCUGACUUCGAGGUCAAACGGUAUCGGAGGGCGUUCCUGGUUUGGACCUCUUUCCUCGACCCGCAGCUACGACAGCGACUUGACCGAUCUGACAUGGCACGUGAACGGACCGCAGACUUUCGAAUCAUGAAUAUCAGUUUCUACCCCCGAGAGUCACAGUUGGUCACCUUCCGCGACCCGUACAGCUUCCCGAUUCUGUUCCAUCCAGGCUGCAACAAUUUGAUCCGCAACCACCUUCAAGAGCUAGCGCAAAAGAUCGUCUCACUCUGCGCUUGCUUAGGCGAAUAUCCAGUCAUCCGCUAUUACAAACCGAGAACCCCCACCCACGAAGCUGCUGUUCUUGCCUCACAUUUGGCACGGUUUGUUCAGACUGAAUUGGAUCAGUUCGCGCAGCAUCAACGCGAUUUCCCGCCACAGACCAACCGACCUCGGGGUGUUUUACUCAUAGUGGAUCGAUCCAUGGACACAUAUAGUCCUCUUCUCCAUGAAUUUACCUUCCAAGCUAUGGCUCAUGAUCUUCUCCCAAUCAAGGACGGAGAUAAAGUCACCUACAAAAUGGUGCUCCACGAAGGUAAACCCAAUGAAGAGGAGAAGGAGAUGGAGAUUGGAGAACAUGAUAAAGUGUGGGUGUCGUAUAGACACAUGCACAUGAAGGAUCUGCUUGGGAAGCUGGGAGAGGAUUUUGCCAAGUUCAGAGCUGCCAACCCUCAGUUUGCUGAAGAUCUUGAAAAAACGAAUGUGAACACGAUCAAGGAUAUGCUGGGAGGACUGACUGAAUUCACAGAGGGCAAGGAUGCAUACACCUUACAUCUUAACAUGGCAGAGGAGUGCAUGAAAUACUUCCAAGAACACAAACUCCUGGAAGUGAGCUCCAUCGAGCAAUCGUUUGCUACCGGUCUCGAUGAGAACUACAAGAAAGCCAAGAACUUGGCAGCACAACUUGUUCAGUUACUUGACGAUGACCAGGUCAUCCAUUCUGACCGACUCCGCUUACUGCUGUUGUACAUCAUGUAUCGUAACGGGUUGCUAGGGGGGGAUAUUCGAAAACUCAUGGCGCACUCCGAACUACCGGGACGCAACGGGGAAGUUAUUGCCAACCUUGGGCUCUUGGGUGUCCGAGUGGAAAAGCCUUUGAAAGACGAUACACCUCCACCACAACCUUUAUUCAACCGCUGCGCGCCACCGCAGAAUGGAGAAGAGAUCAGCCUGUCGCGGUACGAGCUGGCAGUCAAGCAGAUGCUUGAGGAGCAAAUCCGAGGUUCACUGGACACUACCACCUUUCCAUUCACCCGACCCCAUACCGAUACUGACGGUAGCAUGGCCGCACAGGACAUGCUAUCGCAACAAACCUCUCUGCGCAGUGCCAAACCCACCUGGGCCCGCACAAGGAGUGUUGACCAGCCCCGCCAGCGUAUCAUUGUCUUCAUGGCUGGUGGUGCCACAUAUUCCGAGUCCCGCGCCUGCUACGAGAUCUCCCAGGCCCACAACCGAGACGUCUUCCUUGCUACGACACACAUGCUCACCCCGGGCCUGUUUAUGCGCCAAGUGGGCGAUCUCAGCAUGGACAGACGUCAGCUAAACAUCCCUGCUGAGCGGCCGAAGCCUACUGCACCCGCUCACCUCUUCGAGCGUGAAUCACCGCCCGCGCCAGCAGCGCAACCUCAAAAGAAAAAGCCGGUUGCCAGUGCGAAUGCGCCCACGGCGCAGAUGGCAAACAUGUCAUUGAACGGGUCAAACGGAACACCGCCGCCCUCGUCCAGUGGUAAAAUGCACAAGAAAGAAAAGGAGAAGAAGGACAAAAAAUACCGAUUCUUCUAG
Penicillium odoratum is the source of this 2073-nucleotide messenger RNA. Its product is annotated as Sec1 family protein. Gene Ontology annotation, biological process: vesicle-mediated transport; intracellular protein transport. Gene Ontology annotation, molecular function: syntaxin binding. The transcript is spliced from 7 exons. Lineage: Eukaryota; Fungi; Ascomycota; Eurotiomycetes; Eurotiales; Aspergillaceae. The record is from RefSeq and is a predicted model, not a curated record. Gene Ontology annotation, cellular component: secretory granule; plasma membrane. The coding region runs from base 1 to 2073 and encodes 690 amino acids.